Hydractinia symbiolongicarpus is the source of this 913-nucleotide messenger RNA. RefSeq lists its product as uncharacterized. The record is from RefSeq and is a predicted model, not a curated record. NCBI's taxonomy places the organism in Eukaryota, Metazoa, Cnidaria, Hydrozoa, Anthoathecata, Hydractiniidae. The coding region runs from base 26 to 745 and encodes 239 amino acids. The transcript is spliced from 2 exons.
AAACUAUAAGUAAAAAAUAAACAACAUGAAGGGAACGAAUAUGCUUCUUUUACUAGUCCUGAUAAAGUGCUACAUUCAAUGCGUAGCUACUGGCUCGGCGGAAGGACAAAAAGCACAUUUUCAAGUACAUGACAAAAAACAGGGGACGUUGAGUAUCCAUGCUACAAAAACGCAGGCUAAGAUAACCGCUACUGCAGAUUCUGUUCAAAUGGUAGUCGAUCCUGGUACCGAAGAAAUCCCACAAGACUCUGUAUCCUCUGCCAAAAGAGAUGAAAUACGAACCUCUCACAAACUAGUGACGAGUAGCAAAAGAAAAUCUUUUAAAAAAUUUCAACUUAAACAAAAUGCGAUCCAUCGAAAGAAAACAUCUAAAACACACGAUAUAAACGCAUCAAAGAAAUCGAUCGUCGAUAAAGAAAUGAGGGUUCAUGCUCAAUCCGGUGCGAUGCAUGUUCACACUGACCAUAAUUAUACAGCUGUUAAUUCGGAAUCAGGUAAACUUGAAGUAUACAUCAAAAAUCCCGAACAUUAUACAGACCAAAAAGUAGCUACACAUAAUGACAAUAUUCGUGUCAAUGUGCACACGGAGGAAACUUACAAGAAAAGUCAUAUGCUGAAAACACCCAGGAAAUUGCAUAUUACUAACGAUGUUACUGGUUUAAAAAAGUCCAUUGUAAACACAAAGAGAAAGGGCGGGAAACGUUCAAAAAUGACGCCGUGUCUCAUUCCGCCAUGCUCUACUUAACUUGCUUAAGACACUCAACGCACACAGGUUCAGUCCAAAUAUAAAAAGCCUAACAAGCCCUAGGGAAGAGGACGCAUGCAACUUAAAAUUAGUUCAAAUACAUAUUUUUAGGCUAAAUUACAUGUACGUAUUUUGUAAAAUAUCAGGACUUAUGGUCCGCGUGAAAAA